Molecule: messenger RNA, 1740 nt
Organism: Capsaspora owczarzaki ATCC 30864
Lineage: Eukaryota; Filasterea; Ministeriida; Capsasporidae
Exons: 7
Coding region: 1-1740 (579 amino acids)
Biological process (GO): nuclear-transcribed mRNA catabolic process, nonsense-mediated decay; deadenylation-dependent decapping of nuclear-transcribed mRNA
Cellular component (GO): P-body; cytoplasm
Molecular function (GO): manganese ion binding; RNA binding; 5'-(N(7)-methylguanosine 5'-triphospho)-[mRNA] hydrolase activity
Source: RefSeq, a predicted model, not a curated record
AUGGCGUUUCAAGGACAACCGCUGCCAUUGCAUCCUGCACAGCCAUUGAUGCAGCAUCCACCAGGCAAUAUGAUGGGCUGGCAGCCACAGCAGCAGCAGCAGCAGCAGCAGCAGCAGUCAGGCGCAGGACCAGCAGUGCUGCAACCCCAUCCCAUGAUGAUGAUGAUGAUGAUGCCCAUGCAGCCAAUGCCACCGAUGCAGUCAAUGCAGCCAAUGCCACCCAUGCAGCCCAUGGGGAUAGGGAUGGGGAUGGGGAUGGGGAUGGGCAUGAUGCAGCAGCCUGCUCCAGCCUGGUCCAGCAUGAUGUCGCCUGGCCCACCACCACCGCCAUCGUCGUCAUCAUCACAAGGACAGCAUCAACAGCAUCAGCCAAUUCCAUUGCACCAGACGCCGGUCCAACAGCAGCAACAGCAGCUGCAGCAGUUGACGUCACAAACCCCCUCCGAAGCCGUUUCGCUGGAGAACGCAUUGGACGACCUGUGCAGUCGAUUCCUCACGACAAUUCCAGAAGACGAGCUCUCGUCAUUCGAGCGUAUUCUCUUUGCCAUUGAGCAGGCCCAUUGGUUUUACCUCGACUUUUACCGUCUGCAAAACCCCGCCCUGCCAAAGUUCUCCCUGAAGGCGUUUGCCACAAAAAAUAUCGGCGCAGAUUCACUCUUUCAUCACAUUCCAGAGUUCCGACAGUAUGCGCAAAACGCCGACGAGAUUUUUGCCAAUUUCAUCCAGUACAAGGUCCGAGUCCCCGUCUAUGGCGCUAUUCUUUUAAAUCCCUCAAUGGACUUGUGCGUAAUGGUCAAAGGAUUUGGAAAGAACGCCGGAUGGGCCUUCCCUCGAGGGAAGGUGAACAAGGAUGAGGACGCGUUUGAUUGCGCCGCUCGUGAGGUUAUGGAAGAGACCGGAUUUGAUAUCACGACUCUUGCAAACCCCAGCAGCCCGUAUAUCGAGUUGACAGUCCAAGAGCAGCUGAGUCGCCUCUAUUUGGUUCAGAAUGUUCCAGAAGAUUCCGUCUUUGAAACGAAAACCCGCAACGAAAUUAGCUCCAUCGAAUGGCACCCAGUCCAAUCACUCCCAACCUUCCAGGACUACCGCAAAGGCGACAAGCGCGCCAAGGCUUUCUGGCUUGUUCUACCGCAAAUUCAACCCCUGAAGGACUGGGUCAAGAAGACGAAGAGUGGAAAGAAUGCCCCUCCCAAAUCCAUCCUGCCUCGACCUGCUACCGAGCCGCAACUCGGCUCUUAUCACGUCCAACCAUCUCCUCCUCCACCCCAGCGCGUUGCCAGCGACUUGGACCAUUCGCAGAAUUUAAAAGCAAUCCUGGGGGUUGGCUCGCGUAGUAGCGCGUCCGCAACGCCCAUCCAAGCCCCUUCGCCGAUGCCUCCUCCAACCACGUUGUCUCCGGACGAACUCGCAGCCCAGCAGCUGCAAGUCUCAAAGGCGCUUCUUGCAAUGAUCAAGCGGACUGCACCGCAUGACCAACCUCAGCAGCCAGUGGCUGAUGCCGGCAAACUGUCAAACCAGCCAACCAUUGCUCCAGCACCUGUUCCACGAACGCUUGCUGAGCGGUAUCCAACGACAAAGGGAAACCUGCUUUCGGCCUUGCUCAAGCCCAACCAAUCACCCACCGAGCUUGAAAAGGACGCGUUUGGAAUCCUGCACUUUCAUUCCAAUGCGUGGACAAACUUUGGCCUGAACGUUGAUGCGCUUGUUGCCGAGCUCGCGCCUGCCGACGGGCAGCACUGA